Molecule: messenger RNA, 1119 nt
Organism: Priapulus caudatus
Lineage: Eukaryota; Metazoa; Priapulida; Priapulimorpha; Priapulimorphida; Priapulidae
Product: protein GUCD1-like
Exons: 8
Coding region: 243-917 (224 amino acids)
Source: RefSeq, a predicted model, not a curated record
GAGCAGUGUCCUGUGAAUACCGAUAGGUCCAAAACGGGACUGCGUGAGAUCGGUAACUUGAAUGACUUGCACGGUGCAUCACAACAUCAAUGGUCUGAGGUCAUCAAGUUCAGCAGAGAUUAGAUGCUUAGUCAUGCUGCAAAAACCUAAAUGCAGACAGUUCUAUUCCAAAACGAAGCUGCCCUGAAGAUUAAAAGCUGAAAGAAAAAACCACUUGAUCUGUUAAUAGUAAUAUACUGACCAUGGAGGAUAAUGCUGAUAAGCUGGAAUUAUCAGUUCCACAUAUUGGUCAGUGUAACAGCUGGGACUGUGGCCUUGCAUGUGCAAGAAUGGUUCUGUGGUACUGCCUCCCAAAUGGUAACCUUUCUGACUUUGAAUACCAGUGCAAUGCUGUUGGAUUCUAUCAAAGCAUUUGGACUGUUGAUUUGGCAUACCUUAUGCGGCGAUAUGGUCUCAGGCAUAGCAUGCAUACACUGACCAUUGGCGUUGACUCCGGAUUUUCCAAAGUUCGGUUUUAUAGUUCUUCAAUACAAGAAGAUGAAGCGCGAGUGACAACGUUGUUUGCCAGGGCAGCACAAAAUGGAGUCUUUGUUGAGAAAAGGGAAGUGCCGUUGGAAGAGGUUUUGUACCAGCUGAGCAUGGGCAAUCCGGCAAUAGUUCUUGUGAAUGCGAGACUGCUCCGCUGUGUUUGGUGUAACAAGUGUACGUACUGUUUCAUGCACUACUGUAUGCGAAAUUCCUAUGAUGGUCACUUCAUAGUGGUGUGUGGGUACAACAAGGCAGAAAGGUUACUCCUCUACAAAAACCCAGCUACCAGAGAUGGACUGUGUGCUAUGACCUACGACUCAUUUGAGGAAGCUCGACAUAGCUAUGGAACGGACGAGGAUAUACUGUUUGUACACAAACCUCUGAGUUAGCAGGAGGGAACGGCAGGUUCAUGAAUUGAAAUUAUUUCUGUUUAUAGUAUUUAUAUGGUCAUUGUCCAUAGUAAUCAUUGUUUAAUGAUCAAUAUAUUAAUUAACGUAUUGCAAUAAUCAUUUUAAUGUUGUUUAUGUGUCUAUAAUAGGCAACGGCAGUAAUUAGGUUUUCAAGUAGAUGGAAAUAAAUCAUCUGACGGAA